Molecule: messenger RNA, 969 nt
Organism: Haemonchus placei
Lineage: Eukaryota; Metazoa; Nematoda; Chromadorea; Rhabditida; Trichostrongylidae
Source: the annotation of a GenBank genome assembly
AUGUGGAUGCAGCAUAUUUAUCCUCAUUUUCCUGUUAACUUGGACGAGCUUCCAUUUCGAGGCGCAACCAACCUAACAUGGAGGUUUAUGUCGUCAGGAAACAGAUAUGUGUACUGUAUUGUUGAAAAGCAGAAGUGCUUCUCACCUUUUGUUCUACAAAAUAAAUUUCUCGUUUACGACUUAUGGAGCGGAACUUCCUGUUACUACCGAUGUUCUUCGACGGCAGAUUUAGUGGAAUUCUACGAAACUUCAGAAAAUCGGGGGAUUGCUGUGAUAGAUGAUGGAGAUGAUAUUUCUUUUCACUCCACUACGCUUGACCAUGAAAGCAGAAAAUUGGACAUUGGCGAGGCGAGCCUCUCUAUGGUAAAGGCGACGAAUAAUUACGGAAACCGCAGAGGUAGUGUAGGAUUCAGUACCAGAAAUAAUGACGGGGUGACUAUGGUGAUCCCUUUCGAAAAUGGCAUCAGCGUCAUUGAGAUGGAUUCAAAAUGUAACAUUAAGAAGACAGAUGUGGAAUGCGAUAGCGGUUCUUGGUCUCGUAGUGAACCGUGGCAGGAAGGCCGCAUGCUGUACUGCUUCCACUCGGUCGCAGACGAAUUUGAAGACGAUGAGUUCUCCGGUAUGAUCGUAUCGGUGGAUCUCGACACAAGUGAAGUCUCUUGGAUAACAAUAUCCGAUGAGCGACUGAAAUCGUUUUUUGAUGACCCCAAUCACCCUGUACGUUUCGUGCGUGUAAUUCACAGAAAUGACAGAGUGUGGAUGACAACGGAGAAGCUUUUAGAGAAUUCGAAGAAGGUGUAUUUGAAAGAAGACCACAGGUGGCACGAGAUAGGAUCUGGAAUUGCGGACACCAUGGUCUUAAUUGAUGUACGUGACGACGGCAAAGCUUUGGUACUCAACAUUGAGACACAUCUCGAGGGUCACUUUCACGAGGAUAGCGUCUCAUUCGCUGUAUUGAGUCGUUGGUAG